Molecule: messenger RNA, 1036 nt
Organism: Sinocyclocheilus grahami
Lineage: Eukaryota; Metazoa; Chordata; Actinopteri; Cypriniformes; Cyprinidae
Product: sugar transporter SWEET1
Exons: 6
Coding region: 126-785 (219 amino acids)
Biological process (GO): carbohydrate transport
Cellular component (GO): membrane
Molecular function (GO): sugar transmembrane transporter activity
Source: RefSeq, a predicted model, not a curated record
AUUGAGAAGGUGGACGUCAGCGUUCCACGGGUGCCGGAUUCACUGGAUUUAUCAACAUAAUUUGAUUCGCUUGAUUGCACAGGUGUCUGCCUAAAAGCACAGCUCAUUUUUCGCUUUUUCAGUCUAUGGAUUUUCUGCAGCUGCUAUCAUGCGCGUGCAUCAUAUUCACCGUGGGGAUGUUCACGACGGGAUUGACCGACUUGAAGAAAAUGAAGACCACACAGAGUGCAGAUAACGUUCAGUUUCUGCCCUUCCUCACCACAUGCUUGAAUAAUCUAGGUUGGCUGUACUAUGGAUUAUUAAAGGGAGAUGGAACGGUGAUAUCUGUAAACAUCAUUGGGGGCUUUUUACAGACCUUAUACAUCAUCACUUACUGUCAUUAUACCAAAGACAAGAGGCGAGUGUUCUCGCAGACGCUGACGAUGGUGAGUGUGUUGUGUGUAGGCUGGGUUUAUUUUACUGUGAUGAUUCCUCCUGGAGAAGCUCAACUCUCUCAGCUGGGCCUCACCUGCAGUGUGUUCACCAUCAGUAUGUACCUCUCUCCACUCACUGAUCUCUUGGAUAUUGUGCGAAAUAAGUCUGUGGAGCGCUUGUCUUUUUCCUUGACCGUCGCUACAUUUUUCACAUCCACGUCAUGGACGCUGUAUGGCCUUCAACUGCGUGACUAUUAUAUAAUGGUGCCCAACACCCCUGGCAUCUUUACUAGCCUCAUCCGCUUCUUCCUCUUCUGGUGGUUCGGAGCUGUCAUUCCAAACAAGCCCUCCUAUAAACUGAUCCAAAUCUGAGAGAGGAUUUCGAUUGAAUGUGAUUGAAUCUAAUUCUACUUUCCUUUACCCAAGCCAGAAGAGAUUCUGGUUUCCUUCACAUCAGACUUAGUCUAUUUAGUCAAAAGGAUAGUUAAAUCAUGUCACCAUUUACUCAUGUUGUUCCAAAUCUGUGUGACUUACUUUUGUGGAACAGUCAAUGGUAAACAAAACUGUUUGGCUGCCAACAUUUUUCAAAAGAUCUUCUUUUUUGUUUUCCACAGAAGACAAAA